Ambispora leptoticha is the source of this 150-nucleotide messenger RNA. NCBI's taxonomy places the organism in Eukaryota, Fungi, Glomeromycota, Glomeromycetes, Archaeosporales, Ambisporaceae. The record is from the annotation of a GenBank genome assembly.
AUGGAUUUUUUAAACCUUCAAUCUUAUUUGCAUGGAUUGAUUGUAAAUGGCAGUUUUGCCGAUCUAUCCUGUAACGGUAAUUUUGGAAGAGUUUAUAGACUUUUAGAUUUUAACGUCGGUGUCUGCGGAUAUCAUUUAAUUGAUGGUUGA